AGCGAGGCUGUACUCUUGGUGAUGUUUUUCAACUCUGCCAAGUGAAAAGCCAUCCUAUUACUAGCUUGAAUGGUAUGAGGCAACAAAUCAUUGCUGAGCCACUGAAGCCAAAGGCUGUAUACACAAACAUGCACUGCUGGUUCGCUGCCAUUACCAGGCUGAACACCAGACUCAGCAUAAACCCUUUUGAUACAAACUCCGCUUCAAGCAUCUUCAAGUCCCUAUUUUGACAGCCGACCCAUCGAAAUUCAUCAGGAUGUGCUACGAAAAAUACGUCCUCAACAAAUUCAAAUGCGGCGCAACCACGAAAACCGUCCGUGAAGAAUGCGCCUGCAAGAAACCUAGAAGUGCAGCAUGUAAGAAAGAACGCAAGGAGAAAAGCUAUUGUGUAGGGACGACAGAGAAUCCAAAGUGCGGGACGUGCCACACCUGCCAAUGCGAGAAGCUGGAGAAGAGUGUGGAUACUUCGAUGAAAAGGAAGACCGAUCUUAAGCGAGGUGGGAAGAAGGAUAGGAGGCCUUAGCCUUUUAGUAACGGGCGUCCAGGGGGAAGUAUUGAUGGAUAUUGGAUUCUGUG
Molecule: messenger RNA, 576 nt
Organism: Aspergillus versicolor CBS 583.65
Lineage: Eukaryota; Fungi; Ascomycota; Eurotiomycetes; Eurotiales; Aspergillaceae
Exons: 3
Coding region: 257-523 (88 amino acids)
Source: RefSeq, a predicted model, not a curated record